This is a messenger RNA of Anthonomus grandis grandis, 1991 nucleotides long. It is a transcript of the gene Pgant6, whose product is annotated as N-acetylgalactosaminyltransferase 6. Lineage: Eukaryota; Metazoa; Arthropoda; Insecta; Coleoptera; Curculionidae. The coding region runs from base 153 to 1925 and encodes 590 amino acids. Gene Ontology annotation, cellular component: Golgi apparatus. The record is from RefSeq and is a predicted model, not a curated record. The transcript has 5 exons.
UUUUACUACCACAGUACAAGAUGCUGUCUGCACGCCGACCUAGACCCCUCCCGAAAUACUUGUGUUAUUUGUUAUUUGUUUUGACAUUUUAAACUUCAAAUCAAAUAGGUUAGAAAAAUGUUCACUCAAGACUGAUUUUCGACUAAGCUACAAUGCGACGAAAUCUUAAAACUUUAGUUAAAUUAUGCCUCAUUUCGGCUGUGACGGGUUUUUUAACAGUAUUAUUUUAUCAUUCCAUGGAUAAGGGGGAUGUGAAUGCACCACAGAACCACCCAAUUGCGGCCAAAAGCAUUUUAACUAAUGAAAAAAUUGACUGGCAUGACAUUAAUUUUAUUCGAAGGGAAGCCAAACGGAAGGGGCCAGGAGAACAAGGCAAACCAGCCCACUUAAGUGCCUUAGAAACUGAGAGAAACUAUGAAAAGCUUUUUAGGGUGAAUGGGUUUAAUGCCGCUGUAAGUGACAAGAUCGCUUUGGACAGAUCAAUUCCAGAUAUCAGGCAUAAGCAGUGCAAAAAGAAAAAGUAUUUGAAGCAUUUGCCUUCUGUUAGUGUGAUUGUUCCAUUUCAUAAUGAGCACUGGACUACCUUGUUAAGGACUGUUACUAGUGUUAUAAAUCGCUCGCCUCCAGAACUAUUAAAAGAAAUAAUCCUAGUAGAUGACUUCAGCACAAAAGAUUUCAGUAAAAAGCCUCUAGACGACUAUUUAGCUGCGAACUUUACAAAAGUAUCAGUAAUUCACCUGCCAGAACGUAGCGGUCUCAUAAGGGCCCGUAUAGCCGGAGCUAAAGCUGCCACUGCCGAAGUCUUACUAUUUUUAGACUCUCAUACUGAAGCUAACGUGAACUGGUUACCUCCUUUACUGGAACCGAUUGCCCAAGAUUAUCGAGUAUGCGUGUGCCCAUUUAUUGAUGUUAUUGACUUCGAAACUUUUGAGUAUAGAGCGCAGGAUGAGGGGGCAAGAGGCGCUUUCGAUUGGGAGUUCUUUUAUAAAAGACUACCGCUUUUACCUGAAGACCUUGCUCAUCCGGCCGAACCGUUCAAAAGUCCCGUAAUGGCCGGUGGUCUGUUUGCCAUCAGCACUCGCUUCUUUUGGGAAAUCGGUGGAUACGACGAGGGUCUCGAUAUCUGGGGCGGGGAACAAUACGAGCUCAGCUUCAAAAUCUGGCAGUGCGGAGGCGAAAUGUAUGACGCUCCCUGUUCCCGCGUCGGUCAUAUUUACCGAAAAUACGCACCGUUUCCGAACCCCGGUAAAGGCGAUUUCGUAGGACGCAAUUAUCGUAGAGUGGCCGAGGUCUGGAUGGACGAAUACGCUCAAUAUUUAUACAUGAGGAGGCCGCAUUACAAAAUGAUCGAUCCCGGUGAUUUGAGUAAACAGAGGGCGAUAAGGGAAAAGUUACAUUGUAAACCUUUCAAGUGGUUCAUGGAGAAUGUCGCUUUUGAUUUGCCUCUGAAAUAUCCACCGAUUGAACCGGGGAACUUUGGCUGGGGGGAGAUAAGGAACUUGGCUGCUCCCGAGUUGUGUGUGGAUGCUAAGUUUGGUGGAAAAUUCAGUGUUGUGGGGCUCGCCGAGUGUACCAAGGGGACCGAUAGCAAAUCUGACCAAAACUUCACGCUUACUUGGCACAAAGAUAUCAGGGUUAAAGGUAAAUCUUUAUGUUUCGAUGUCUCUGAUGCAAACGAUAAAGCCUCCGUAACACUAUAUCCUUGCCACGGAAGUCAGGGAAAUCAGUAUUGGAAAUACGAGGUGGAAAACCAGCAAUUUUUGCACGGAGGUAACUCAAGAUGUCUGGAUUGUGAUCCGGGAAAGAAGACAUUAUAUAUGACGAAAUGUGACCCAGAUUCGAAGACUCAGAAAUGGAGACUGGAGAAUGUGAACUUGACCAUGCUGGCUGACUGGGAUAACGUUGGGGCGCAAAAAAUGAGGUGAAUCGUUAAAGUGAUUUACUAGAAAAUUAUGAAAUUGUGAUUUAUAAUGGAAAUUAUCUUGUGAUUG